This is a messenger RNA of Rasamsonia emersonii CBS 393.64, 591 nucleotides long. RefSeq names its product Rho GTPase Rho1. The coding region runs from base 1 to 591 and encodes 196 amino acids. Lineage: Eukaryota; Fungi; Ascomycota; Eurotiomycetes; Eurotiales; Trichocomaceae. Gene Ontology annotation, molecular function: GTP binding; GTPase activity. The transcript has 5 exons. Gene Ontology annotation, biological process: small GTPase-mediated signal transduction. The record is from RefSeq and is a predicted model, not a curated record.
AUGAUGAAGAUGGCUGAAAUCCGUCGCAAGCUCGUCAUCGUGGGUGAUGGUGCCUGCGGCAAGACCUGUCUCCUGAUUGUCUUCUCCAAGGGCACUUUCCCUGAGGUCUAUGUCCCCACUGUAUUCGAGAACUACGUUGCCGAUGUCGAAGUCGAUGGCAAGCACGUUGAAUUGGCUCUUUGGGAUACGGCUGGUCAGGAAGACUAUGACCGUCUCCGUCCUCUGUCCUACCCAGACUCGCAUGUUAUCCUGAUCUGCUUCGCAAUCGACUCGCCAGAUUCUCUGGACAACGUGCAGGAGAAGUGGAUUUCUGAGGUUCUCCACUUCUGCCAAGGUCUUCCUAUUAUCCUCGUCGGAUGCAAGGUGGAUCUCCGUGACGACCAGAAGACCAUUGAUGAGUUGAGCAAGACCUCCCAGAGGCCGGUUACCUACGAGCAGGGUGAGGAGGUUCGCAAGAAGAUCGGAGCCUACAAGUACCUGGAGUGUUCCGCCCGGACCGGCUACGGUGUCCGUGAAGUCUUCGAAACUGCAACCCGUGCCGCUCUGCUGAGCAAGCCCACCAACAAGAAGAAGAAGUGCAGGAUCCUGUAA